Messenger RNA from [Torrubiella] hemipterigena, 1839 nucleotides. Lineage: Eukaryota; Fungi; Ascomycota; Sordariomycetes; Hypocreales; Clavicipitaceae. The record is from the annotation of a GenBank genome assembly.
AUUGGCGCUCGCUGCACCAUUGGUUGGCCAUCUUUAAAAAAUACUCCAAGCUCGACGCUGUUCCCCGCGAUUCUCGAUCCGCCACACACUCUCCUUACGUCCUCGUAACAGCUUUGCGCUCUUGCUGGCGAGCUUCCCUCGUCGAUAUAACCCCGCACGCAGCAGUUGAUACAUCGACGACUAUUCAGAGAUCCAAGAUCGCCAGUGGAACGAUCCCCGUCUGACGUCGAAAGGCGUUGGCUGCACAAGAAAGCGCCCUCACGAUGGCGGGUCGCAAACGCAAGGAGUCGACAUCGCGCGACGAAUCUACCAAGGGAACCAACGGGAAUCACUCGGAUACUAUCGAAAUCAAACUUGACGACGACAUGUUCGACGAUUGCCCUUUCUCCAUCGACAUAUCCUGCGAACCGGCGCAGGGACCGUUACCUCCCAAGAGCGGGAACAGCGCCGGGGAUGCUGGUCAAAAGAAACGGCGCAAAGGCAAAACGCCCAAGAUUAUUCACUAUCUACAACAAUCAUUAUUCCAACCAGAAGGUUCCUUUAAGACACAUACAUCAUUAGACACAGAUUACCGAGUUGAGCCAUGGGACGAGUGGACCGCAAUGAACGGCUACAACAGCUUCAUUAUAAAUAAAACGAAGUACUGCGUCGGGUGCUACAUAUACAUCGCGAACGAAGACAGCAUGACUAAUGCUCAAGCUACGAAAGACGAUUUAAUAUCACGGCCGCUUGACUAUUGGAUUGGUCGAGUCUUGGAGGUUCGAGCUACGGAUGUGGAAAAUGUCUUUGCUCGAGUAGCAUGGAUGUAUCGACCAGGAGAUUUGUCCCAUUCGAAAGACUUUGACGGGAAAUGGGUUAUUGGCCGACAACCUUACCACGGUGUUAACGAAGUCGUGUGCUCAAAUCAUAUGGAUGUUGUUAAUGUAUCCUGCGUUGCAAAUAUCGCCAGCGUGGAGCAUUGGAAGCCAAAAGAUUUACCGAAAGGACAAGAGAGCCAAUCCGAGGAAGAAAACGACCUCCUCAACGGGAUAUAUUGGCGACAAGCCCUGGACAUACGAACAGGUGAACUUUCGUCGCUACCAGUGGUGUGUCGGUGUAAGAAGCCUGCGAACCCCGACCGAAUACUCGUUGAAUGCUCAAACGACAACUGCGACGAAUGGCUACAUUACGAGUGCCUGAAACAUGACGCUCUUAUGAAAGUAUACAAGCGCCUGGGGAAAGAUAGACCGCAUCUUGAAAAUGGGGAGGGGUCAAGUAAUGGCCUUGAAUGGGAGCUCGACUUUUCUGACGAUGAUGAAGCAACAAAAUACAGUGAUGAGGAGGAGGGGGACGACACAGAGCUUUUCCGUAAACCGCGGAAGCCUGGACCAUCAUCCAAGAAAUUCAAGAAUUCGAAAACGCCGUACCUUGGUCUUUUCGACGCGUCCUUCAUCCGCAACCGAUCACCUAACGUGUGGAAAAUCAAGGAUUUACGAAACGGCAUUAUUGGAGGCGUCAGAUCAUGGAAACAGGAAGUAGAGUGCUUGUGCUGCUCGCGCGUUAUAACGUAAAAGAAAGCUUUGAGGGCAUAUUUGAUACGAUUGGCGUUGGAUACCGGAGUGGGCUUCGUGUUUUUGUAUGGUAACCUUUCUUUCUGGGCUAGGACCUGCAACCAAUGCUGGUAGAUUACUGCAGCUUCAUAUAUUGUGUAUUUAUUCGUAAUUACUUCAAAUUUGAAGAAUUGAUGGAUCCUGGAAAAAAAAGCUGCAACCCAAUUCAAUGAGGAAAGAUACUCUUCAUUGAUAGCAUUGCAUCAUCGCCAGCAGAGCACAAACGCACAGUACCAGUCGUAGUCGGUGG